Messenger RNA from Melanotaenia boesemani (Boeseman's rainbowfish), 777 nucleotides. RefSeq names its product zinc finger MYM-type protein 4-like. The annotation marks the transcript as partial. Lineage: Eukaryota; Metazoa; Chordata; Actinopteri; Atheriniformes; Melanotaeniidae. The transcript has 3 exons. The record is from RefSeq and is a predicted model, not a curated record.
GCCAAGACCGCCGUCCUUCGCUUCUACCCACCAACAUCCACCAACGAAGAAGAGCCAGAUAACGAAGGCGUCCCUGCGAAGAAACCUAAGUUAAAUGAGCUUGAAAAUAAUUUCCUGGAGAUUUCAGAGAAUACCCAGAAUCCUCUGCGUUGUCCCGUCAGGCUUUAUGAGUUCUACGUCUCCAGGUGCUCGGAGCUGGUGAACCGGUGCAGCAGCUUCUUCUACCUUCGUCCGGAUCGCCGCUGCAAUCCCAGCAGCCCUCUGUGGUUCUCCCCCACCCCGCUGGAUGACGCCACCAUGGAGGCCAUGAUCAUACGUUUCCUCGCUGUCCGAGAGCUGCAGGAGGAGGAUGGAGGCGAAAUGUGACCGGACUGACGUUCAGCCUCCACCAACGCCUGAUAAAGACUACACUCAUUUCCUCAGUUGUUUCUGGACACCGUUUUUAGUUUGUGCCUUCAGCUGCGUUUAAAGAUGUGUAAAACAUAAACAGAAAUGACUUCAUAACGCUCAGUUUCAUUAGCGAGAAAUGCCGGACCUCCAUUUUCCAGAUCGAAACACCACACUGGACGUAUAAAUCAGCCACUGUGUCCCAACAAGUUCAGUGUUCAUUAGGUUAGUCUCUAUUUAGAUUAAAUAAAUAAAUGGUUAAAUAGAGCUGACUAGUUUCGAGAAACUGAGAAAGUUUUACACUCAUUUAAACUGCAUUUCUCUUUUCUGUCUUUUUACCAAGUUGAAUUGGUGCUUUUUAUUUUUUAUAAAUAAAAAUACUGAAAAGUA